This is a messenger RNA of Spea bombifrons (plains spadefoot toad), 5092 nucleotides long. It is a transcript of the gene SH3PXD2A, whose product is annotated as SH3 and PX domains 2A. Gene Ontology annotation, biological process: superoxide anion generation. The coding region runs from base 334 to 3681 and encodes 1115 amino acids. Gene Ontology annotation, molecular function: phosphatidylinositol binding; superoxide-generating NADPH oxidase activator activity; protein binding. The record is from RefSeq and is a predicted model, not a curated record. Lineage: Eukaryota; Metazoa; Chordata; Amphibia; Anura; Pelobatidae. The transcript is spliced from 15 exons.
CCCACCCUCUAUAUAAGAGGCAGCUGCUGUGGCUGAGCGCAGUGAGAGCAGCAGGCAGGAUCAGGAGCUCGCACGAUCCGCACUGGCCAUCCAGUGGCAGCAGGGGGCAUACUCCAUCAACCCAAGCACAUGGCACACUAACCACUACUCCCACUGCCCCGGAGUGAUCGCAUCGGGCUGGAGGCUUCCUGUCCUGGCUGCUUACUGGAGGUGACACUGGGGUGUCCAGCAAGGAGCCACAUUCACAGCUAGGAGACCCCCAACUCCAAUGAUGACCUAUUGCUAGAAGAGCUUUUAACCUUCCGUGGAACCCCCACACCCACCCCACUAACCAUGCGGUCCUAUUCGGUGGUGGAUGUGUGCGUGCAGGAUGUGGAGAAGAGGAGGAAUCCGUCCAAGCACUAUGUAUAUAUCAUCAACGUGACCUGGUCAGACUCCACCACGCAAACCAUCUAUAGAAGAUACAGCAAAUUUUUUGACCUUCAGAUGCAAGUUUUGGACAAGUUCCCCAUCGAAGCUGGACAGAAAGACCCAAAGCAGAGAAUAAUUCCAUUCCUUCCAGGGAAGAUUUUGUUUCGGAGGAGCCACAUUCGUGAUGUUGCUGUCAAGAGACUGAAGCCGAUCGAUGAAUACUGCAGGGCACUGGUGAAGUUGCCAGCUCAUAUAUCACAGUGUGAAGACGUUCUUAGGUUCUUCGAGGCGCGUCCCGAGGAUCUGGAUCCUCCAAAAGAGGAUUAUGGAUCAUCCAAGAGAAAAUCAGUUUGGAUGUCCAGUUUAUGUGAGAUUCCAAAGGCUGAACUGAAAGGUGCUGAUGGUAACUCCGAACCCAUGAUACUCGAGCAGUACGUCGUAGUGUCCAACUACGAGAAGCAGGAAAAUUCUGAGAUAAGUUUAAAGACCGGAGAACUGGUGGACGUCAUCGAGAAGAACGAAAGCGGUUGGUGGUUUGUCAGCACAGCAGAGGAGCAAGGCUGGGUACCGGCUACCUACCUAGAUUCUCAUAGUGGAACCAAAGACGAUUCAGAAAUUAAUACUUCCAAAAUAGGGGAUGUAACUAAGAGACGCAAGGCGCAUCUACGGCGAUUGGACCGGCGAUGGACGCUGGGUGGCAUAGUCAACAGGCAACAGAGCCGAGAAGAGAAAUAUGUCACCAUCCAACCGUACACCAGCCAAGGAAAAGAUGAAAUCGGGUUCGAGAAAGAUGUCACCGUGGAGGUCAUCCAGAAGAAUUUAGAAGGAUGGUGGUAUAUCAGGUAUCAAGGUAACGAGGGCUGGGCUCCCGCAUCCUACCUGAAAAAAGCCAAAGAUGACCUCCCGUGCAGGAAGAAGAAUUUGGCCGGCCCCGUGGAAAUCAUAGGAAACAUCAUGGAGAUCAGUAACUUGCUGAACAAAAAGCAGUCGAACGAAAAAGAGGGUCAAGGAGGAAACGAGGGCGAGGAACCCCCAAUAACCAAAAAGGAAAUCAGCUUGCCCAUACUUUGCAAUGACUCCAAUGGAAAUUCCAUGAUGACGUCGGAGAAGCAACCCUGCAAGGUGACCCCGGGAUCUCCGGCCGUGGCCAGGAUCGCUCCCCAAAGAUCUGAAAUAAGUUCUCCGAAUUUAAGAACGAAACCUCCACCUCGAAGAGAGUCCAGUCUGGGAUUCCAGUUACCAAAACCCCCGGAGCCUCCAUCAGUCGAAGUUGAAUAUUACACGAUUGCCGAGUUCCAAUCCUGUAUAUCGGAUGGAAUCAGUUUCCGAGGAGGUCAAAAAGCAGAUGUGAUUGAUAAGAAUUCAGGUGGUUGGUGGUACGUUCAAAUAGGUGAAAAGGAGGGAUGGGCACCUUCUUCUUACAUCGACAAAAGAAAGAAACCAAAUUUAAGUAGGAGGUCGAGUACCUUAACGAGACCCAAAGUUCCUCCUCCCGCACCACCCAUCAAACCAAAAGAUGCAGAGGAAAGAGCUGCUCAUGGAACCAGUUGCUCGGAAGAAUCCAGAGAUUCCCCUAUAAAGCAAAAAUACGAAGAGCCGGAAUACGAUGUUCCUGCUUUUGGGUUUGAAUUAGAAGCAGAGAUAAACGAGUGUUCGUCCCAAAGUCACAUUGAUGACGUCAUCGUAGAAAGUAUGUUCCAACCCUCCAAGCUUUCGCCUGUUUCUACUCUCCAAAGAGCGAAAUUCAAGGUUGGCGAAUCUACCGAAGACGUCACAAACGAAGAAGAGACCAUUUAUGAAAAUGAAGGUUUCCGACCUUAUGGGGAAGAUUCCGUUUCGAACAAAGAAUUCCGUGGAGAUUCAGGCUCGCAAAAAGGGUCUUCGGCGAUACAGAGAAAUUCUCCUACUGCAGCCACAUCAAAACCACCUCUCUUGAAAUAUAAAUCAGAAAAAAAUAUUCAGCAGGAAACAGGUAAAAGCGUCUCAUUCUCAACUGUUGAGGAGAAAAAGCCAAGGUCAGCUUCAGAUGUUGGUUCGAGUGCAUUGCAGAAGGCUUGUUCAAAGAAUGAUCUGGAGCAAAAAGCGGGAGUGAUAUCUUCAACCAAAGCAAAGCCGUCGGUUAGACCAAAGCCCUUCUUAAAUAAAGCGGACUCCCAAAAACAGGAUAAGAUGGACAUUAGCAGCUUGAGGCGCCAGCUCAGACCAACAGGACAGCUCAGAAGUGGACUUAAAGGUUCUAAAAGUGAAGACUCAGAGCAUCCACCAAGGACAGCUUCCGAUGAUGCUGAGAGCACUCCGAGAAGAAGCUCCGUGGAUUUUCCAGGUUCCUCCCGCACUAUCAUUUGCACAAAUAACAAGAAUGAGGAAAGCAACGAGGAGCAGAGGAUCGUUUAUAAAGCCACCAGCAGCUACCAAAAGGUUCAGGAUUCGGAAAUAAGCUUUCCGGCAGGAGCCACCGUAGAACUCAUUGAAAAACAAGACAGUGGUUGGUGGUAUAUAAAAUACAAGAACUUGGAGGGCUGGGCCCCCUCACACUUUCUAGAGCAGGUGGACAAUAAGCAAUGUGAGACCUCCUCCACUACUGAGUCGGAUUCAGUUAAAUGUAAAAAAACUGAAAACAAGUCAAACAGCCUGGAGAAGAUAGAAAGAAGAGUGCAAGCUUUAAAUACUAUUAACCAAAGCAAGAGAGCAACACCUCCAGUUCCUUCAAGGCCUCCGGGAGGAUUCUCCAAACCUCCAGGUCCAGCAAGCAAUGUUGUAAAGUUGAGAAAUGGGGUGAAACAAUUAGCGGUCAGACCACAAUCCGUGUUUGUCUCCGCACCGCCAAAGGAUAACAGCAUUUCUUGUCACUUGCGAAGGAAUGAAUCUUUAUCCGCUACCGACCACCUGAGAACAGUGCGUCGAAACUUGUCUUUCAAUACUACCCGUUCCCAGACCAACGGAACCAAGGCAAAGUCUCUCGAUAAAACAGAAGCCGGCUCUUCCGAAUCGGAGACGCCAGUUAGAUCUCCGCAAAAGAAUGGAAUACCCGUGUCUACCGUCCGACCUAAACCCAUCGAGAAAUCCCAAUUUAUUCACAAUAACCUGAAAGAUAUUUAUGUCUCCAUUGCAGACUACGAAGGAGAUGACGAAACUGCAGGGUUUGAGGAAGGGGUUUCCAUGGAAGUUUUGGAAAAGAACCCAAAUGGCUGGUGGUACUGCCAUAUCCUCGAUGGGGUCAAACCGUUUAAAGGAUGGGUACCCUCAAACUACUUAGAGAAAAAGAAUUGAUAGUGUCUGAAUAUAUAUAUGAAUAACACCAAGGACAUUAUUAACGUAGGACUAGUGCUGAGUUUGGGAUUAUAAAAUACUUGGUGAGCCAGUUUUAGGCGGCCAUCAUGGAAGGACAUUUAUAGACAAGCUGUAUAUCCGUACGUAAGGAUAAAUCUGUACGGAUAUUGGCAGCACAGGGUACAACAUCCCACCUGGAUUGUUUAUCGUUUAAAAAAAAUGCAUAUUUGUGCCUUCACUACAGCAUCUAAACCUAUACCAAUUCUCCAAAAUAUCCAGGGAGCAUUAAGGUGAAGCCCAUUCACGAACCAGUGGCCCCUGUGGCAAGAAAAUGGCAGCACUACAACACUAAGAAGAUCUCUAUGAUCAUUUUCUUUCUUUUUCUGUUUUGGGUUUUCGUGGUAUGUUUUUAACAUAAUGCAAGCAGAAUAAUGUUUUUUUUUUUUCCUGCUUAUUUUUUUAUAUUGUUUUUUUUUUUGUCAAGUAUUUGUUAAAAAAUGUACUUAAACAACGGUUUAGUAGAAUCCUGGAGUACCGACAGGCAUGGAAGCUACCUGCGAUUCUUAUGAUAAUUAAAUUACAUUUUUUUUUUCCCAUUCCCAAAAUUUACAGAUUAAGUCACGCGGAGAAGUUUGAUAACGGAAAAAUAUUUUGGUAUUUAAGGUGUGCACUAACUUGCCGAAUUCAUACUAUUGUACUGAGUAAAAAGCCAGAGUUGCCAUUGGAAUAAUCCAGUUGUUCAUAAUAAUCAUGUUGUUUACAAAAGAAGCCAUGGAUUCUACAGAAUUUUAAUUUGUAUAUAUUGGGUUUUUUUUACAUUUAUAAAUGUAUCAGGAAAGCGUGAAUUAAAAAUGGUUGAAAAAAAAAAACAGAACAAUGCAAACCAAAUUUGAAGUGGGUUUAUUUGAGGAGGGGCUCGAGAGUUUAUUUUUUUCACAGCAUAUGCUGGAUGAGGCUGUCGUAAGUUUAGAAGCCUUCACUUGGCGGUGAAAUGCGUUGGCCCGUCUCGUUCCCUCCGGGGGUUCUAUAAUUUACGUUUCUCCAUAGCCCCCCACCCAGCUUCUAUGGAAGGAGACCCCCGAGAUAUGUGUGUAAAUAUACAUUAUAACUCACACGUUCGGGCAUUCUGUGGGUCUAACGUGUGCACUUGAAAUGAAAUAUUAGAGCAAAAAUGUCCUUGUAGCGGGGUUAUCACCACGUGGAACGUUCCCCUUGGGUAAAAUGGUGACAUUGGAUCAAAUACCAUCAUUUGAAUGGCCUCGUCACAGGCUAAACAUGGUGAUAAGACUCCUUCCAUGCUAUGCCUUGACUUUUAUGUAUUUCAAGUUGUGACGUCAUACAUUAUAUGGUCUUUCCCUUUCUUAUUUUUUGGACGUAGAUGGCAACCAUUGGCGUUCUUGCCUCUGCGGAA